Miscanthus lutarioriparius is the source of this 378-nucleotide messenger RNA. Lineage: Eukaryota; Viridiplantae; Streptophyta; Magnoliopsida; Poales; Poaceae. The record is from the annotation of a GenBank genome assembly.
AUGGGGGAAGAGAAGCCAUACCAGACCUUAAUGUGCAGCCUACACAUGAUGAAGAGCCUUUCCAUGUUUUUUGUUGGAGAUGAUGACAUAGCUACCGGUGACGAAGGUAUUAGUGCAGAUGAAAAUGGCAACUUUGAUGUUUAUGGUGAUCUUUUUUAUCUCAACUUACAAGCUUCCUAUCAACCAGAUCUAGACCAUUUUAAUGAUGGCUACAUCCCAACCAUGGAGGAAAUGCAUGAGUAUGGCAUCUAUGCCAAUGAGGUGGACAUCGUCUUUGAUCAGGAAGAGUUAUCUGACUCCAGUGACGAAGAUUAUGAACCAGCAAAUGAAAAUUUUAGGACAAGGUCAAAGGAACUUACUACAGCUCAAAGGCUAUGA